Molecule: messenger RNA, 2264 nt
Organism: Ananas comosus (pineapple)
Lineage: Eukaryota; Viridiplantae; Streptophyta; Magnoliopsida; Poales; Bromeliaceae
Product: BAG-associated GRAM protein 1
Exons: 18
Coding region: 379-1965 (528 amino acids)
Source: RefSeq, a predicted model, not a curated record
UCUCUCUCUCUCUCUCUCUCUCUCCUCUUUCUCUCUCUCAUGGACACGCUCUUCUUCGCCUCUUCUUCUUCUUCUCCGCUCUCCCUCUCAUGGACGGGGCCGCGUUACGAAACCCUAGGGAACCGCAGCGAGGAGCCCUAGAUCGGGGCCGCAUCCUCGCGGGCAUGGCGGGGGUCCCCCCCCUCGGGUUCCUCCUCCCCUCGUGGUGGGAGAUCGAGGUCACCGUCGCCGCGGCGCUCCUCGUGAUCGCCGUGUACUCCUUCUUCGAGAGGCUCUCCUCCUCCUCCGGGAGGGUGGCGGCGGCCGACGGCGAUGACCCGGGGGCGGCGCAGUCGCGGGAAUCGGAUGAUAGGGACAAGUUCUCCACUUCUUUUGUAGAUGAGUCAGUUCAGAGGAGACUCUCAAGGCCCUUCUGCAUAUGUAGUGAAGUUGGAACUCUUGGCCGCCAAGAAUUUAGUUGGUGCAAAUUUGAAUGGGACAUCUGAUCCUUAUGCAAUAAUUACUUGUGGUGAACAGAAGCGAUUUAGCUCAAUGGUUCCUGGCUCAAGAAACCCAAUGUGGGGAGAGGAAUUUAAUUUUUUUGUUGAUGAUCUUCCUGUACAGAUAAAUGUAACAAUAUAUGAUUGGGAUAUAAUAUGGAAAAGCACAGUUCUUGGAUCUGUGACUGUUCCAGUUGAAAGUGAAGGCCAAACCGGUGCUGUCUGGCAUACUUUGGAUAGUGCUUCGGGACAGGUUUGUCUUCAUAUUAAGACUGUAAAGCUUCCUGAGAGUUCUUCCAGGGCUUUGAACGGCUUUGCUGGAGCUGAUAUUCGAAGAAGAAUUUCUUUGGACAGGCAGGGUCCUACAGUUGUUCAUCAGAAACCUGGGCCUUUGCAGACCAUUUUCAAACUUCCUCCAGAUGAGGCACGUCUACGAUCAUCAGUUGAUCAUAGUUAUUCAUGUGCCCUGGAGAGGUCUUUUCUGUACCAUGGUCGCAUGUAUGUCUCAGCGUGGCACAUCUGUUUCCAUUCAAAUGUAUUUUCUAAGCAAAUGAAGGUGGUGCUCCCCUUUGGAGACAUUCAUGAGAUUAAACGGAGCCAACAUGCAUUUAUAAAUCCUGCCAUUACAAUUAUUCUUCGUAUGGGUGCUGGUGGACACGGUGUGCCUCCUUUAGGGAGUGCAGAUGGGAGAGUUCGAUAUAAGUUUGCGUCAUUUUGGAAUAGAAAUCAUACAUUCAGAGCAUUGCAACGAGCAGCAAGGAAUUAUCAUGCAAUGUUGGAAGCUGAGAAGCAGGAGUGGGCACAGUCAGCAUUGCGUGCACAUAGUAGCUCUAUCAAAGGUAGCAGGAGAGAGACAAAAGUGCCAAAAGAUAAUGGUGUUGUGGCUGGAAAGAUCCAACCUUUCAUCAAAGAAGAAGUUCUAGUCAGCAUAUAUGAGGGUACUUUUCCAUGCACAGCUGAGCAGUUCUUUGUUGUGCUACUGAGUGAUGACUCGAAGUUUAUUGCCGAAUAUCGUUCAGCACGGAAGGAUACAAAUCUUAAUAUGGGCCAGUGGCAUGUAGCUGAUGAAUAUGAUGGCCAAGUCAGAGAUUUAACCUUCAGAUCAUUAUGCCAUAGCCCUAUGUGUCCUCCAGACACGGCCAUGACUGAGUGGCAACAUGCGGUUCUUUCAGCUGAUAAAACAAAUCUGGUGUUUGAGACUGUUCAACAGGCGCAUGAUGUUCCAUUUGGCUCCUGCUUUGAGAUACACUGCAGGUGGUCACUGAAAACAACUUCCGAAUCUUCCUGUACGCUUGAUAUAAGAGUUGGUGCGCACUUCAAGAAAUGGUGCAUUAUGCAAUCUAAGAUAAAAACUGGAGCUGUCGACGAGUACAAGAAGGAAGUAGAGCAGAUGUUAGAGAUUGGGCGCUCAUAUCUUCUCAAGGCUAACGUUUCGGCUCAAAAUGACGAUGGAACAUCUGCAGUACCUCCUCCAUCUCAGUGCUAGCCGCAGAACCACAUCGAUUGCCGUCUCCCAAAGUAUUUCUCUAUUCAAAUCGCGGCCUUUGUGGUUCAAUUGUUAGUUACCUCGUAUCAAGCCAUUUGUACCCUGGAAAAGCUCAUCACAUCCUCCGACACAGCGACCUCUGGUAUUUAUUGCAGUUUUGCCGCCCAGCCUUCGACAAAGAGAACUUGUGGUGCGUGCUUUUUUUUUGUAUAUUCAUUGACAUGUAAUAUCGGAAGUUUGUUUCAAACAGAUAAUAUUUCUGAAAUAUAGAGAAGUUUUUUGUUGUUUGUGUUCGACAA